This is a messenger RNA of Bicyclus anynana (squinting bush brown), 2841 nucleotides long. RefSeq names its product sphingomyelin phosphodiesterase 4. Gene Ontology annotation, biological process: sphingomyelin catabolic process; glycerophospholipid catabolic process; ceramide biosynthetic process. The record is from RefSeq and is a predicted model, not a curated record. Gene Ontology annotation, molecular function: sphingomyelin phosphodiesterase D activity. Bases 493 to 2793 code for a protein of 766 amino acids. Lineage: Eukaryota; Metazoa; Arthropoda; Insecta; Lepidoptera; Nymphalidae. The transcript has 13 exons.
CAAAGUCAUUUUAAACGGCGCCGCGGCCGGCUUAUUGAUUAUGAUUUCUUGAUAAUUUACUGAAUACCUACUGAUUUCUCUUUGAAUUUGAAGCAAAAAGUAAUUAAUUGCUUUGAAGUUUAGUUCAUUAAACUAUAGUUCUUUGCCUGCUUUUGAUUUGAAUUUCAAGUUUUAUGUGAAUUAAGUGAGUUGGGUGGAUUGAAUGGUAGUAGUGGAAUGGUGGAAAAAUUCGAGGGAAAACGUAAAUACAGAAUAAUAUAAUGUAUAAUCGUUUAAUUCAACGAUUCUAAAAUUAUAUGAAAAUUCUCAGCAUUAUGAUAGUUACUGUAGAAUAAAUUAAGUAAACUUUAUUUUACUGAAUUCACGGUAUACAUACACAAAUCAAAACUAAUUUAAUGUUAAAUCAAAGAGCAAUUUAUAUUUUGUAUUAAUUUUCAAAGUUCCACGUAUGAGAACAUUUAUAAAUACAAAAUAAUUAUUGAAUAAACAAACAUGGUGCAUGAUAUAAUGAGCCAGUUCUACGCAUGCCUGAAUUCCUCGUUAAGCGAAAGAAUUGUACACUUGAAAAUAAUUAUAGACCAAUCAGGAUCUCACAAGGAAUUACAAGCACUAUUUCCGCAGCUAAUAAAUAAUAUCUUCGCACCUUCUAAUCAAAAUGGAUGGGGAUUACGACAAGUUACAUAUGAAGGAAAUAGAUAUGAAUAUGAUAUGUUGAUGGAUUUCUUAGAACCCCAUGGUCCAAUGUUUCGAUUGUGUUAUAAACUGCUGUCAGAUCCUCAGCUGAAAUAUAAUUUGCCACUAAACAUUUUACCAUUACAACUGCAGAUGACUCUUGAGAGAGGUAGAUGUCCACAGUUCUAUGCAGAUCUGUUAACAAUGGAUUCCCAAGGAGUGAAUGUUGUAGCAUUAGCAUUGAAUCCAUUUGACUAUUAUAUAUUCAACUUUGCGUUAUAUUUGAUAAAUAAUAGCCAGAAUAAUUAUUGGGAAAAUUGGAAUAGUGUGUACUUUGCCCUGGCUUGUGACUAUCUUGUGCAUUUCCUUCCUUGUGACCCCAAUGUGCAGGUUUCACCAAACAUAUCUUAUUACACAGGAAAGGUUCCAAUGGUAGCACCACUCCAAACUGCACACAGACGUUUAUACUCACCUUCAUUACUAAAAUCAGACAUAUGUGGCAUAAGCAACCAACGUGCCUCCUCUCAAACACAAUCCAGGAAGGAGAUCUGGAGAUCAGAGACAGUUUUACAAAUAUUUAUCGACAUCUGGAUGAGUGUAGAACCCUUCAACAAUACUAAUCUUGGAAUGUAUCAAAUGAAUUAUUCAACAAUAACUUCUAGUCCUGAACGGGUAAGAAUAGUAAGGGUUUUGGUCAAACAUAUCCAUUCAUUCUCUGCGAAGUAUAACAGCGACCCAACCGCAUCUUCUGCUCUGAGGAAAUAUGCAAGACAAAUCAUGUGCCCGCGAGCCUAUCAUUAUGUAAAACAGUUAGUUUCGACGUGGCCAUUGGAUUCUUCGUUCAGGCUUGUGAUGGAACUGUGGCUGAGUCUCAUACAACCCUGGAGAUACACAGACAGCACUACAAAUCAGUAUAGAGUUCCAGACGCUCAAAGAAACCGGGAAGAAGCGAAUGCCAACACUCUAGAUGAAAGUUUUACACAAUUUAUUGCUGAGAACUUCCCUUCAUACACCUGUAUAUUUCAACUGGUUAUACCUCGAUUUAUGAGGCUAGAUAUCUCAACAUAUAAAAACGCUGUUAUGCUAUUUAGACUGGGAAAAGUGUUUUCUCAACCGCAUUUAGUGCCAAUGUUGAUGAACCUUGAGAGAGCAAUCAUUGACAAUGUUUCUGGAAGUCCUAACACCAGCCACAACACGUCUAAUUUAGACCAAAGUUACACAUAUAACGGUAUCGCUCUCAACAAAUGGGUUUCAAUAGCUAAACAAGCCUUCUCAGAGUUGAACAUGACUGCCACGUGCGACUAUGAUCCUGUCUGGAGUGAAAACAAAAGAGAGUUUAUGCUGGAAUUUGUAAAGCAGAUUUAUGCCUCCAAACACACAGCUGAUAAAAACAUAGAGAACCUCACUGCCAAACUAAAUCAACAAUCUCAAGGAUUUUGGAAUGGAAUUAAACAGUGGUUCAUGAUGGGCUACAAUGUGGAAGACACAAUGAUGUUAGAAGAAUGUAAAAAAGUUCCUAACUAUUUGACAAAUUGUGUUAAUUAUUUCAUAUCUAUUUUUGGGUUGAAUGAAACCAUGCUGCUGCCGUAUGAAGCUGAGUUGCUGGACGACUCUGUUGAACAUUCAUCCUUUGCUAAUUCAAAUAACUUCACACUUUCUUUAAGAGAAAAGCUGCGUAGAAAACCAAGUGACAUACAGUAUAUGGGUGACCCAGAUAUUAUGCCAAUUACGUCAUUUGAGAAUACAAUUUUGGUGAGAAUGCUGUAUCAAAUAUCUACCAGACUAAAUGAGUUGUAUGGAGAAGAGUUUUCAAGACUGUGGGCCAGAAAUGAUUUUUGGGGAUACGUAGCUCGGGAAGUAUUACAGAAACCGCAAACCAUUCAUCUAUAUGUAAAGGGCACCAGAUACCAGAACAGCUUAAUCAGCCAAGAGCUACCCGCGCGGUUGUCCCUUCGCAGCCUCGGAUCUCAUUUCUAUCUUGUGUGGAUCAGUAUCGGCUAUAUUUUCUUUUGGAUGUUAUCGUAUAGUGGAAUAUUCUACCUCUUUUUCAUUUUAAUUUUGUGGGUUUCAAUUAUUUUUUCGAAAGCGUGUUUGAAAAAAUUUAGAAUUAUUCAUGACUGAUAUUAUAAUGUUAAGUGUAACAAUAAAUGUAACCAAUUUCAAUUGUGA